Messenger RNA from Helianthus annuus (common sunflower), 651 nucleotides. Its product is annotated as probable E3 ubiquitin-protein ligase LUL4. Bases 1 to 651 code for a protein of 216 amino acids. NCBI's taxonomy places the organism in Eukaryota, Viridiplantae, Streptophyta, Magnoliopsida, Asterales, Asteraceae. The transcript has a single exon. The record is from RefSeq and is a predicted model, not a curated record.
AUGGAAGAAGACAAACAAACAGACCCCGAAAGGAAAAUAGAGCGUAACAUUGUCGAAAUGCUACGAGAUGAUCAAGCGUCCGGAUCAAAGAAAAAUUGGAAGGUGUUUCGCGACAAACUACGUCUCAAACGCACUGGAAAAGCGUGGACGUCAUCUGUUAGGGUGCCUACGUCGGAUAUGCCUAUCCAAAAUAAUAAUAAGAGCAAAAUGAUGACAAGACGCGGGUCCUGGAGGUAUCAAAGCGACGAGAGCAACGAGUCUGAUGAAAUGGCUCAACAAAGCGUUAGGUUACUUCCGUUAGAAACGGACCCUGAACAUGAAGAAACGAGUAAUGAGCAACAACAAGCGGCGGGUGAAGGGGACCAGGUUAUGUCAUUGAUGGCUUUGUUGAGUACGGAUGGCUCUAAUUACCAAGAAGAUGAAGCGGAACAACAUGUGGAACAACAGGCCGAACAACCAUUAGAACAACAUGAAGAAGAGGCUAGUGGCGACUGCAACGCGUGUAGCGGUUGCAAUGGAAAGGUUAAGGGCGCGGCAUUAGGUCCUUGUGGACAUAUGUUUUGCAAGCAGUGUACAAAGGAGCUUCAUGUUGCUAAAGGUAAUUGUCCAACUUGCAAUGAUUAUAUUUUAGAGAUUCUUGAUAUUUUUUGA